AGUCAACUUUACGCAUCAGUCAUAUUACAAUCCACUUCCUUUGAGUUCCGACAGUAAGGAUCUCCCCAGAACGGAGGUGCCUCUGGCGUUUUGCCUCUGCUAGUUUGGGGGACCUGAGGAGGUAUUUUGCUGAUUUUCCUUGGAAAGGCUACUGCUUCCGUGUCAAGAGACUUGUCUCUGUGUGCCAAGAGGUGUGUUUAUCUACUCGACUGUUUGUCACGCCAGUGGCAAGAACAUUUGAUUUAAGAUAUGUCCAACAUCCUCGCCUGGGUUGAGGGGUUGGUGGGACCAUGGCUUCCCACUUUCCUGCUGGUUCUGUUCACGACCCUUCUCAUCAUCAACGUCUUUGAAGGGCGACCCAAGAACUUUCCUCCUGGAAUGAUGAUCCUGCCCGUGGUGGGUUCCCUCCUGUCGAUGCCGUUCGGGCCCAGCGUGGAGAUGCUGCGUGGCCUGAGGAAGAAAUACGGCGACAUAGCAAGCUUUGCAAUAUUCGGCAACAGGGUGGUGAUGGUGAGCGGCCCCAAGCUCAUCAAAGAGACCUUUUCUAGCAAGAGCACUGCCAACCAUCCUGAUCUUCUCUUCGGCAGUGCCAGGAACAUCAUGAUUACGAACGGCCGCACACCUAAUAUCGGUAUUAUAGCAACGAAUGGACAGUUGUGGCAGGAGCAGCAGAGAUUUUUCCUUCGCCAUCUCAGCGGCUUGGGCUUCGGCAAAAGUAGUUACGAGUCCCUCACUACUGAUGAGAUCGCAGAGUUCAUUGAUGUCCUGGUGAAGGAAGGAGGUCGCCCCAUAGAAAUGAGUCAUCUGUUUCACCGCUCAAUCAUCAAUGUACUGUGGGCACUGGUCAUGGGGAAGCGUUACCCGUACAACCACGCCAGGUUUAACGAAAUGGUGGAGGACUUCUUUGUGCCAGCUGAUUUCAAUCCUCUCUCCCCCGACCAACACAUUCCACACAUAUUUAAAGUAAUAGAGUACAUUCCCACUCACAGAAAUGGCCUCAAGAGCCUCAAGAAGAUUUGCUCUUUUAUCAAGGAGGAGAUCAAGGAGUUCAUGACCAACGAAGAACUCAAGAAUGGCGAUAACUUCACAGCACUUUACCUGAAGGAGAUUGAGAAGAAAGAGAAUCCCAACUUCAACUUGGACAUGAUGGAAGGUGUGAUCGUUGACAUGUUCAUAGCUGGCAUGGAACCCACCUCGAGCACCCUCACAACAGCUAUGUACCUGUUGGCCAAGCACCCGCACGUGCAGCGCCGCGUGCACGAAGAGCUGGAUGAGGUCGUCGGCAAGGAACGCCGUCCUUCCUUCUACGACAUGGAAUCGUUGCCAUACGUGCAGGCCACCAUUCAAGAGGUGCAAAGAGCAUUCAACUUGCCUAAGUUUUCUCUCCCACAUAUUACCAACGAGGACUGCAAGAUUGGCGGCUACGACAUACCCAAAGGAACCUGGCUGCUGACCAACCUGGACGACUCCCACAAAAAUCCUGAGUACUGGAAGAACAGUAAUGAGUUCGAUCCUCAGAAUUUCCUUGAUGAAAAUGGAAAGUACAAGUGGAAUAACGCCUUCAUGCCCUUCGGAACAGGUAAGCGGAUAUGUACUGGGGAACAAGUGGCCAAACAAACCCUCUUCCUGUUCUUCACUCACAUGAUGCAAAAGUUCAACGUCACGCUUGUCAAGGAGCACAGCCCUAUCGACGAUACCAGUCCAUUAUUCACCCGCCCACCGCGAUAUACUGCCAGUUUUACAUGCCGCUCAACUUGUGACUAAGAGUCUAGCACAGACCCUGAACCUUAUUAAAUCACACUGUUCUCUUCAAUGGGCUUCUCCGGUCACAGUCUUAUUUCUGCAUCCUUGCCUAUGGCUCCAGUACUCCCUCUGGAUGCAUCAGAGCGAAGGUGCUUUUGGCACUCCAGAUCAGCAAGAUGAAAGGAACUUAUUUUCUUUUUUGUGCCCUUGUCAAGAUUCCUUAGAGCAUAAAAAUGCACAAUAAGUAAAAAAAUAAAUAAAUAAUAAUAAUAAUAAUAAGGGUGAUAAUAAUAAUAAUAAUAAUAAUAAUAAUAAUAAUAAUAAUAAUAAUAAUAAUAAUAAUAAUAAUAAUA
This is a messenger RNA of Scylla paramamosain (green mud crab), 2096 nucleotides long. RefSeq names its product cytochrome P450 2C15-like. The coding region runs from base 250 to 1764 and encodes 504 amino acids. Gene Ontology annotation, molecular function: heme binding; iron ion binding; oxidoreductase activity, acting on paired donors, with incorporation or reduction of molecular oxygen, reduced flavin or flavoprotein as one donor, and incorporation of one atom of oxygen. The record is from RefSeq and is a predicted model, not a curated record. Gene Ontology annotation, biological process: xenobiotic metabolic process. The transcript is spliced from 12 exons. Gene Ontology annotation, cellular component: intracellular membrane-bounded organelle; cytoplasm. NCBI's taxonomy places the organism in Eukaryota, Metazoa, Arthropoda, Malacostraca, Decapoda, Portunidae.